Molecule: messenger RNA, 2493 nt
Organism: Branchiostoma floridae (Florida lancelet)
Lineage: Eukaryota; Metazoa; Chordata; Leptocardii; Amphioxiformes; Branchiostomatidae
Exons: 2
Coding region: 440-1492 (350 amino acids)
Source: RefSeq, a predicted model, not a curated record
ACUGAGUGAAACACACGCAAGGUAAGGCAAGAGAACAAGGUCACUGACGUCAUUUUGCAAACGAUACUUUGCUCAGACACAAUGGCGGGAAACCCGAUCCACAUUGUUACCAACAGGGACCCGUUGUGCUACAGUAAACAGUCUUCAGACUCGUCCUACGGUUAUGUACGCGCACACACACACACUGGAGAGUGUACCAGACCUCUACGUAUACUACUAUCUCUGCAAUGUCUGUCUGCAACAUGUGGGCAGCGAUGUGUUUGGAUUUUUACCCGUAGGAAGUGACCGUUUGUAACUGUUUGCAAAACCACGUGCACGUAACCCAAAGGGACUACAAUUGUGGGCUUUGCGGAUACCGGAGUUGCACUGCUAGCAACAGACUUGAUUGGAGUAACCUUUUGGUAGCGUUUUCAAGGGACGUCUAUAUUCAUAUUUCGCCAUGCGGAUGCAAAGAGGAGUGACGCCGAAGUACAUGGAGACGUCGGUGUCCAUGAAGAACGCGUGCGCGCUGAACGCGUGGCAGGAGAAGGAGCUAAGGCAGAAGUUAGACGCCAUGGAUCAGAUGCACCGCCAGGAGUCACAGGAACUCAACAAGUACAAACAGUCUCUCAACACCAUGUCUCAUAGCAUGCAGACCUUCCUGCGAGAGGGGACCCACUAUUGGACCAACUACGUGUCUCCCAACUGGCCCUGGGACUCGAUCCCCCCGCCCAAGUUCGUGGUGGACAGCCCGGGCGUCACGGACAGGUACGGCACGGGCGGACUCGCCGGGGUUCGCGUCUCUGUUCCCGUCACCAAGAAGAAGAAGAAGAACCCUGCUCAGGCUCAGAGGAGGGUUGACCAACGCAAGGCUUCUCUACCGAUGAUCGCACCUAACCCUGCCGCCUUGGCUGCAGCGCAAAAAGCCGCAGCAAAUGGCGGCGGUGAUUUUGUAGUCGCAGACCCUACCGCAGGCAUGCGGGUAACUCUUACGGCGCCGACCCCCAGUCUUCCCCGUAUGCACAGCCGGGGUCCGCACGUCAACACCCCGAAGACCAUCGGAGCAAUCCCCCCACAAGGAGACGGUUCAACUAUCUAUAUGGUUCCAGAAGACGAAGAGGUUGAUCUACAAGGGCAAGGCAAGAAACCUGCUACAAAAUCCAAAGACCCGCUUUCAAAACUGAGAUUUCUACAAGACCGCUGGACUAAGAAGGACGCCAGCGACAGAGAUUCGGAAGACGACGACGCGGAGAGUAUCGGCGCGAAGACCACGAGGACCACGCGGACGACGAAGUCGCAGCUGCGGCAGAAGAUGCGGCUGGAGUACGAGGCACGGGUAAAGGCGCGGAGACAGAAGUCGGAAACGUCAGAAGACGAAGAGGCAGAGGCUGCAGCAGAGUUUGUAACCGAGUAUAAGACUUUAAUGAACUGUAGAUAUCUCCGCCACCCUCCAACUAGCGUCCCGAAACACUAUACUAUUCUAGGUGUAAAAAUUCAAUGUGCGGCAUAUUAACCCUACUGGUAACAUAUAUUUAAAAAAUCUAACCAUUUGGGCAAAGCAUCUCCAUUAUAGCAGUACUUAACGCACAAACAAAACGCAAAAUUUGUGUAAAUUAUGACUAAGAACUUAAGUAUUCGUUCUUGUUCUUGUUACUUAGAGACUGAUUCAAUUUCCGAACCACCAACGCAAAAGUGAAGGGUUGGCCAAGCCACACAUAAUGAGAUUCAUCAGUGGCACUUAAGUUGUCACUUUAAAAAUCAUGGCUCUUUCAUCGUCCUGCGCUUCACCUGCGCAGCUUUCAGUGGUGGUCCUGUAAACAAGGAGUAACAUUACCCCCCGCGUCAAUACGAACAGGGCCACCCGAUCUGUUUUGGACGCCGGGCGGGGGUAACGGGACCCGGGACACUGUAUCACAACUCGGCAAGGGUCGGCCGAUGCCCUGGCGACUGAACAAUAAAGGGUCUCGAAACUAGGCAAAGGUCUACCCUAACCUUUUGUUUUGCUGAAAAUCAGGUUAAGGCUUGAGUUAUUCCUUAGGAAACAACAUCCAACCGUGUAGGCAACAACAAUGCCAUUUUGCACUCGCAUCUCUAGAAAAACAGCAAAUAAAACUGACCUAAAACAACAAAAACGAAAAUCUCCGUAAACAAUGUUUCUAGCGUACGUGGUUUAAGGGGCAGGUAAAAAGAAGUAUUUCUAGAAUACCUCAAUAGUCUAUUCGCUUUAAGCGCACGAGAGUUUUAUAGACUUAAGUCUUUUAAGGUUUUGUCUUACAUUGUGUUCUAGCUAGCAUCAUCAAAAUGUUUUUAUGUGAUGAUGAGUUGUUAGAAGCCUUUUGAAGACAAUGCUCUGGACUUGAAAAAUUUUGAUAUAAUUAGAAAGGCUAUUAGAGAUUACAUUGCAGUAUGCUGCUUUUGAUGUUAUUGAUAUUUACAUAGGUCAGGACGUACAUGACAAAUAUUAGGAAUUAUCUUUUCCUCAUGAUGGAACAAAUAAAGUUGAUACCAACUCUA